This is a messenger RNA of Babjeviella inositovora NRRL Y-12698, 987 nucleotides long. RefSeq lists its product as uncharacterized. The transcript has a single exon. Bases 1 to 987 code for a protein of 328 amino acids. Lineage: Eukaryota; Fungi; Ascomycota; Pichiomycetes; Serinales. The record is from RefSeq and is a predicted model, not a curated record.
AUGGAUUUCAACCCCGACACCUUGCCCUACGCAGAUGCACAGACGGAAAGACGAGUGGCUCUUGUCACUGGAGGUAACAGUGGGAUUGGCUGGUUCACCGUGCUCCACUUGUACCUUCACGGCUAUGUGGUUUACAUUGCUGGCAGAAGCAAGACGCGGGUGACCAAGGCGAUUACCGAGAUCAAGAACGAGGCGCUUUUGAGAAGGUCGCGCUACUCCAAAGAUGAAACAACUUCCCGGGUCCUCGGGGAAAUGACGUUUAUCGAAGUCGAUUUGGUAGACUUGGCCUCGGUGGAAAGCUGCGCCGAGCAAUUCAAGACGCUCGAGCUGGAGUUGCACCUUCUAGUGAACAACGCAGGAAUCAUGGCGGCGCCGUUUUCUCUCACAAAGGACGGAUUUGAGAUCCAGAUGCAGACAAACUACGUGUCACCGUUUGUAUUGACCCAACGGCUUAUUCCGGUGAUGGAACACGCUUCAGACCCCCGGAUCGUAUACCUUAGUUCCAUCGGCCACCUGUUUGCUUUCUGGUACUUUGACAUGGAUACCACUUUUGACUACCACCCUAACAUUGUCUUCACGUGGUUCCGUUACGGAAUGGCCAAAAUGGCGGGUAUUCACUACACGAAGAUGCUUGCGUUAAAACAUCCGCGGAUCUUGUGCACCGCUGUCCACCCUGGCUUUGUCAUGAGCACCAACUUGUUCAGCUACUGGACCCGACUUCCGAUUAUAGGCACUCUCUUCUGGAUCAUGUUUCAGAUUUUUGGCUGGCUUUUCGGGGUCACCAACGAAGAGGGGUCGUAUGCCACCUUGAAGGUGGCUUUAUCGAAGCUGUUAACGGCCAACAAAGACAAUGGGAAGUACUUUGCCGCUGGUGGUGUUGAAAGUAAGCCUAGUGCCGUUGCCUCUAACAUGGACUACGCUGCCCGCACUUGGAUCUGGACGAUCCACGAGUUGCGUGACAGACGGGUAGAAGUAGCUGAACGAUAA